This is a messenger RNA of Klebsormidium nitens, 3784 nucleotides long. The record is from the annotation of a GenBank genome assembly. NCBI's taxonomy places the organism in Eukaryota, Viridiplantae, Streptophyta, Klebsormidiophyceae, Klebsormidiales, Klebsormidiaceae.
AUGCCUGCCUUCUUUGCCGGCCAACCAGCCGGCGGGGUGCCUUCGGCACCGGCCGGGGUCCUGUCUGGCCGGCCACCUGGGAGGGCGGACUCGACGGUUCAAGGCUUGCGAAUCGACCGCUCAGAUUCCCACCAUAUGACACGGGCGACGGCACCAAAGUUUGAGGAGAGGCCUGAAUGCAGAGAAGCGGUGGGCGCCCUUCGAGAGCCCGGGGUCUCCCAGGCAGCCAUCCUGGACUGCCUGGAUACUUUGUACUCUCAAUAUGGCCGGGAGGAGGCAUGGACGACAAUCAAGGCCCAGAACUACAAGAAAGUAAGGGAGCUUUUGGAGGGCAAGCAAUCAAAGAAGGCCAAGCUCAUGGAUACGGAUGGGGCCAAGAGUGGUCCCAGCGAGGCGCAGCUGGCAGAGGCGGAGGUGCUGUGCGACCUUAUGGCAGUCCCAUUGGAGUAUUUGCGCCGUGUACUCGCAGAGAUAUAUCAGAACUAUGGAGGCCUGCCUGGGGUGUGGGAUCUCAUCAAGGGCAGUGAUCAGGACCCAGACGGCCUUUGGGCUGAGGUCAUCAAGUACAUUGAUCAGGACCCAACUCGACCCAGCCCUCCCGCACAAGUUUCGUUUGAACUGCCAUUCGACUGGCCGCCUCAGCCCAGCGGUGGAUCCGUUCCUUCCAGGGGUACAACCAGCCCCAGGCGCCCCACCCAUUCCGAAACCGGCAAUCAUCCUGAACGCUCUUCCAGUCACUCUUCCGCGGAACCGCUCAAACGAGCUGCUAGACCCCUCUCGCCCCGGGGUCACACAAACGGGCUGCACAGAAAGGGCGGUCUGCCAGAACCGGUACCAAGUGCGACUCCUGACCAGCAGGCUGUGAUUGAUGACGUCACCCGACAGGCGGCGCGCAUAGUGUCCCCUCACGGCCUCCGGUCCCCCCACCUGUCCGACAUAGUCUCUCCGUCCUUGCGGGGCGAACCAGCCCUCCCCUCUCACCCUCCAGAUCCCCAGUCGUCAAAUGGCCCCCUGCUAGACAGCACACCGAACUCGGUCGGGGCCACCUCGGGAAGAUGGGAGAAACACCGGCGGGGCGCCCAGUUGCUGGAGUCGACGAGCAGCCUCCCGCAGCACGCGUCGCUAGUGAAGAAGAGCCAGGAAGCCACGGAGGAAUCGCAGCGGAAGCGGAGGCGCGCGCUCGAGCACCAAGCGGAGCUGCCCGCGAAAGCGGGCGCAUUGCGGCCGGGUCAGCAGAGCGUGGAUGGGGCUGCGUCUGCGGACGUGCCAGAAAGAAGAGAAGGUAGCGGGGCAGAGAAGGCUUUUGAUAAAGCGGGCGCCGGCCCGCAGGCAGUGUCAGCAGGGGGCUCAAAACGGAUGGAAGUGGAGCGCGAUGUAUGUGGUAACUCUGCGGGGCUGCGGAGCCCAACAAGAGGCCCGGAGGGGUCCCGAGGCGGAGCGCUAGAGCAGGCGCUGAAAAAACUGCACGAAGUAGGGUCGAGCCAACCUGGAGGGUUGGAAAGACCCGGUUACAACGGGGGGCAGCAAGCGGGUGUCGAAAGAGGAGGCGCCACCUUGGGGGAGCCCUUUCUUGGAGGUAGGAAUGAAGCCGACGACUCGGUUGCACUGAGAAGGGAGGGCUUGUCGUUAGAAAAUAGGAAGGCGGACGGUUUAGAAUCCGCCGCUCACAGGGGAGGAGAGCUCAGUCGUAAAGUAGCUAACGGGGAAGUUAUGUUACAGAGAAAAUCAGAGGAGCAGCCUUUGGGGGUGAGAGCGGGUUCUGUUGAAAGCAAUGCGCUUUUGAGUCGGGAGAACCACGCCCUUGCCCCGGCACAGGAGGCCAGAGGAGCGGACGCGGGUGAAGGAAGCGGGUUCGGCAUGGAGGAGGAGGGAGGAAGGAGGAAGCUGAAGCGGAUCCGGAAAGUAGGGGAGACAACGCCGGCAGUACGUACGACGGUUAUGGUGGAAAGAGAGAUCAAGCCGGCAGAAAAGCGCUUCGUUGAAAAGCAGAGCGGUCGGGAAGCGGGGGAUAAGGGCUAUGGAGGAGACGAGAAAGGCGCGGUGGGAGUCGGGAUUGAAGAACCAGCGAAAGCCAACAAGGAGAUCUGGGGUCCGGGGAUGGAGUCGAAGCCGCGCACCAGCAAGCACAAGAGCCUGAACGCGAUAGUCAAGGCGUCGGACAAAAAAAAGCGCGACGAGAAGAAGGGGCCGCAUAAAGCAGGCAGGGUGGAAGAGAGACGGGCGGCGCCUUUAGCAGAUGUGAGGUGCAUUGCAAUCAAGGAUGAAGGCGUCGAGCGUGGAACGGGUGUGCAUGCAACUGGUGACAACGGCCUGAAAAAGUGGCAGGGGGGGGUUGGGGCGACUGCUCUUGUGGAGGGGGAGGGCACUGGGGCUGGAGCAGAACGGGUCGUGUCGGAGGACGUUUCCCGGGGGCUGGAAAGGCACAAGAUCCGCUGUGUGAACGGGGUAAACGACGAAGGGCUUCCCAAAGGGUUUCGCUACAUGCGGGAGUCAAGGGUCUACGAGGACGCCCAGCCGCAUGCUCCGAGCUGCUUGGCCCUGCUACCUGACAACGCGCAGUGCGACUGCGAGGGAAACUGCCUGGAUGCCGAAGUCCCCUGCGGCUGCACGGUCGACACGCGCGGAUGCUACGCUUAUAACAAGAACGGCUGCCUCGACGGCGCCUUCCUCCAGAAACAGAUGGACAUGAUGUUCUGUCCCGGCGUCUGCCUCACCCAGAAGGCUAAGAUGAAGCCAGAGGAGCGGCUCACGCAGACUGUGCCCCCCUGUGAGGGCCACCGCAUGUUCAUCAAGGAGUGCUCCAUCAAGUGCCUCUGUCACACCUCGUGCGGCAACCGGGUGGUCCAGCGGGGCAUCGCGGUCAAGCUGGAGGUCUUUUGGGCGGUGGGCAAAGGGUGGGCCGUGCGGUGCCUACAAGACCUUCCCGCGGGCACUUUCGUCUGCGAGUAUGUGGGGGAGAUACUAACGACGGACGAACUGGACACGAGAAACCGGGCACUGGGAAACGAGAAGAAGCACUUCCCAACCGAGCUGAAUGCGUGCCCGGUCACUGAGGACUGCAUCGACAACAAAACGGGGCUGUGCCUGGACGCCACAAAGCUAGGGAACGUCGCCAGGUUCUUCAACCAUCGGUGUGAGGACGCAACGCUGAUCGACGUCCCAGUGGAGAUCGAGGGGCCGAAACACAACUACUACCAUCUCGCAUUCUUUACAAACUGCUUCGUGGAGGCCGGGACCGAGCUGACGUGGGACUACGGCAUAGACUUCGAAGACGAAAACCAUCCUAUCAAGGCCUUCGAGUGCCACUGCGGGAGCGCCCUAUGCGGGGGAAAGCUGACGGCCAUGCAGCCAGGCUUGUAGAUCUGUAGCCAGGAACGUUUCAACGGAAGAUUAGAGUGGUGACAAGGAUCACGUCGGAGCGACCUCUAUACUGGUACUGGCGGACGCCUCGUGAUGCCCGGGUGUCAAGCAGGUGUAUAUAACGAGAUCCCUCCAUCGAUCUGUAGAGCGCUGCCUCUGGGAAGGCACAGUGCAUAGGAUUCAGAUUACACGGAGUCGAAAUGCUCUCAAUGGUCUUGUCAAGGUGCGUCGCUUUUAUAUUGGGCUUUGAAUUGAUCAGUCGCGCACAGCCUAUUAAGACCCUCUUUGUUUUUGAGGUCUGAAGUGAAGGUCGACAUGCGCGCCUCCUUCCAUAACGAGAGAGCUACAGAGUCCUCAAGCAAGCUUCAAGUUAGUGCCACCGGCUGAGGUUGAUCGUGUUGUCUAAGGCAUUGUUGGAUGUUGC